Molecule: messenger RNA, 1704 nt
Organism: Gossypium raimondii (Peruvian cotton)
Lineage: Eukaryota; Viridiplantae; Streptophyta; Magnoliopsida; Malvales; Malvaceae
Exons: 2
Coding region: 1-1704 (567 amino acids)
Source: RefSeq, a predicted model, not a curated record
AUGAUAACUACUGGUCACCAAGCCCCCUCAAGGCAGGAACCCAACACAAGGCCCAAUACAAGGAUUAACAUAGAGAGACUUCAAUUCACGCCCAUUCCAAUAACAUACGGGGAACUGUAUCAAAAGCUAUUUGAUGCACACAUAGUAUCUCCAUUUUAUCUUGAGCCCAUGCAACCUCCAUAUCACAAAUGGUAUGACAUGAAUGCCCAAUGUGAAUACCAUGAAGGGAUACCAGGGCACUCAAUUGAGAACUGCAUUGGGUUUAAAAAGGCGGUGGAAAGGUUCAUUAAGAUGGGGAUCGUGAAGUUUGACAACCCAUCAGGACCAAACGUAGCAGCGAAUCCGUUACCCAGUCAUUCUGAUAAAGGGGUAAACGCAAUAAUCGAAUGUGGGAGAAAGGGAAUCAAAGCCGACAUUGCAGAGAUAAAAACCCUAUUGAGUUGGGUUUGGAGACAAAUGAUAGAAGGAGGUCUCAUCAAACAAGAUUCAAAGGAAAUGCCCGAAGGAACGAAGACAUACUGCGAGUUUCAUGUUAAAGAGGACCAUGACAUUCAAAUCUGCACUGAAUUCAGGGUCAUGGUACAAAAUCUGAUGAACAACAAAGAGGUGCAAUUUUAUGAAGAGAUCAAAGGACUGGAAGAAGGAGAAGUCUAUGCCUCGGAGGAAGGACCUAUGAAAGAGACCCAAAAUCGCCCAGUAGUGAUUAUUUCAAGGCCAAGAGGCAUAGGAUCUGGCAUACAACUGGCGCCCAGGGUCAUAAUUCAAAACCCUGUAGCCUUUCCUUACAAGGAUAGCAAAAAGGUUCAUUGGAAUUAUGACUGUAAUGUGACGAUCCCGAGAGAGGAGAACCCGAUAAAUGCUUCAGAAGAGGGUAAUGACGUAGGCUUCUAUACGCGCAGUGGAAAACGCUACGACCCGGCGAAUACAAACGGGGAGUCUAUAAAAGGAAAAGCCUUGGCGGUUGAACAGGAUAAAACAAAGACUGCCGGAAUUGAACCGCAUGUUAACAAACCGCAUAGCGAGUAUAGCGUGGUGGAACAACUGCAUAAGCAACCGGCUCGCAUCUCAGUGCUCGAGUUACUUCUAAGUUCAGAGACACAUCGUAAUGCGUUGAUAAAAGUACUAAAUGAGACUUAUGUUGCUAACGAUAUCUCAGUGAAUAAGUUGGAUCGCCUGGUUAACAAUAUAAAUACCGACAACUUCAUCUUCUUCAACGAAUAUGAGAUACCGCCAGGGGGUAUGGGAUCUACCAAGGCCCUGCACAUCACUACCCGUUGCAAGAGAUACACACUACCGGGGGUACUCAUUGACAAUGGAUCAGCAUUGAAUGUCUUACCUCUGUCCACUUUAAACAGGCUGCCUAUGGAUAGCUCUCACAUGAAGUCAUGCCAAAAUAUAGUGAGAGCAUUCGAUGGCACUGAAAGGAAGGUAAUGGGAAGAAUAGAGAUCCCCCUCUUGAUUGGCCCAAAUACAUACGAGGUGGAUUUCCUAGUUAUGGAUAUUAAGCCUUCGUAUAAUUGCCUAUUGGGGAGACCUUGGAUCCAUUCUGCAGGGGCUGUACCAUCGUCACUCCACCAAAAGUUAAAAUUGGUAACAGAGGGCCGAUUAGUAACUAUAGGUGCAGAAGAAGACAUCAUCGUAUCAGUUACCAGUGACGCGCCAUAUAUAGAGGCCGAUAGUGAAAUGAUAGAAUGUUCAUUCUGA